GCCCGCUCCUCCUCCUCCUGCCGCUCCUCCUCCUGCAGCGGGGGCCGCAUCCUGCUGCCGGGGGGGAGGGAAUUGAUGUGGAUACCCAGCGCAGCACCACCACCACCACCAUGCAGCCGCCGCCGAGGAAGGUGAAAGUUACACAAGAGCUGAAAAACAUUCAGGUUGAGCAGAUGACAAAACUUCAGGCCAAGCAUCAGGCAGAAUGUGACCUACUGGAAGAUAUCAGAGCAUUCAGUCAGAAAAGAGCUGCAAUUGAGAAAGAAUAUGCACAGAGCAUUCAGAAACUGGCUAGCCAAUACUUAAAGAAGGACUGGCUUGGAAUAAGAGCUGAGGAACGAAGUGAUUAUAGGAGCAUGUACUCAGUUUGGAAAUCACUCUUAGAAGGCACCAUGCAGGUGGCCCAGUCCCGACUCAACAUCUGUGAGAACUAUAAAAACUUAAUUUCUGAACCAGCCAGGAGUGUCCGGUGCUUUAAGGAGCAGCAGCUGAAGAAGUGUGUGGACCAGCUGACAAGGAUCCAAGCUGAACUACAGGAGACAGUCAAAGAUUUAGCUAAAGGCAAAAAGAAAUAUUUUGAGACUGAACAGAUGGCUCAGGCGGUGCGGGAGAAAGCUGAUAUUGAGGCCAAGUCCAAACUUAGUCUUUUUCAGUCAAGAAUAAGCUUGCAGAAGGCAAGUGUGAAGUUAAAAGCCCGACGAUCCGAGUGCAAUUCCAAGGCUAUUCACGCCAGGAAUGAUUAUCUCCUCACUUUAGCAGCUGCCAAUGCCCACCAGGAUCGCUACUAUCAAACUGACCUGGUGAACAUCAUGAAGGCUCUUGAUGGAAAUAUAUAUGAUCACCUUAAGGAUUAUUUAAUGGCAUUCAGCAGGACUGAACUAGAGACAUGCCAAGCUGUACAAAACACAUUCCAGUUUUUACUGGAGACUUCCAGCAGGGUGGUGCGGGAUUACAACCUCCAGCUGUUCCUGCAGGAGAACUCCGUGUUCCACAAACCUCAGCCUUUCCAGUUCCAGCCCAGUGACAGUGACACUAGUUUUAAUGCAGUUCAGCUGGUGGAGAUUGAGCCCUCACCUGUCAGUGCUAUGAGAAUGACCAUAGCAGAGAGCCGGCAGCUGGAGUCAGAGACGGGAACCACCGAGGAGCACAGCCUGAACAAGGAGGCGCGGAAAUGGGCGACGCGCGUGGCCCGCGAGCACAAGAACAUCGUCCACAGCCAGAGGACCCUGGAAGAGCUGGAGUGCCACGGGGCCGUGAUGUCCGAGCAAACCCGAGCGGAACUGGAGCAGAAAAUAGAUGAAGCCAGGGAGAGCAUUCGCAAGGCUGAGAUCAUCAAGCUGAAGGCAGAAGCAAGGCUGGAGCUGCUGAAGCAGAUUGGGGUGUCCGUGGACACGUGGCUGAAGAGUGCCAUGAACCAGGUGAUGGAGGAGCUGGAGAACGAGCGCUGGGCCAGCCUGCCCUCGGUCACCAACAACGGCUCCGCGCACCUGGUCAAUGCUGAUGCAGAAAAGGAGGAAGGUGAAGAGUUUGAAGACAGCAUGGAUGUUUUUGAUGACAGCAGUUCUAGUCCUUCUGGUACUCUCAGAAAUUACCCUCUCACCUGCAAAGUUGUUUAUUCCUAUAAGGCUUCUCAGCCAGAUGAGCUGACCAUAGAGGAGCACGAGGUGUUGGAGGUCAUUGAAGAUGGAGAUAUGGAAGACUGGGUGAAGGCACGGAACAAGGCUGGACAGGUGGGAUAUGUGCCAGAGAAGUACCUGCAAUUCCCAACCUCCAGCAGCCUCCUGAGCAUGCUGCAGUCCCUGGCUGCGCUGGACUCCCGAUCCCACACCUCCAACAACUCCACGGAGGCUGACCUGGUGCCAGGCAGCCUCAACGGGGACUCCAAUGUCUGUUUUGUCAAAGCACUUUAUGAUUACGAGGGGCAGACAGAUGACGAGCUGUCCUUCCCAGAGGGAGCCAUCAUCCGAAUCCUGAACAAGGAAAACCAGGAUGAUGAUGGCUUUUGGGAGGGGGAAUUCAAUGGCCGCGUCGGGGUCUUCCCCUCCGUGUUGGUUGAAGAGCUCACAGCCUCAGAGAAUGGAGAGACUCAGUGGAUUGGGGAUAUCCAGGUAUCCCCCACUCCAAAGGCCAACAACUCCCUGCCACCACUGCCUUUGUAUGACCAGCCUCCCACCAGUCCCUAUCCCAGCCCGGAUAAAAGAGGAUCCCAGUUUUUCCCCAGGUCUCCAUCGACGAACGAGAACAGCUUUGGUUCAGAGUCCCCUGGAUUCUCCCAACCUCCACGAAUUCCUCCGGAAAGUUCCUAUGGCAAACUGCGGCCUGUGCGAGCAGCUCCACCCCCCCCGACACAGCACCACCGCCGGCCCACGGAGAAGAUCGAGGACGUGGAGAUCACUCUGGUGUAACGAGGGGACUGGCUAAUUAGUAGUGCUACAAUCAAGGCCAAACACAGCUUUUGGUCAAUCUCGUUUUUAGGCACCUUUGCAUGAUGAAGACUUGGACUAGAGUGAGCGAUAGGGAGGAUUUUAUGUGGCAGUGACCUGGCGGAUUCCUUCCCACAGUCAUGAAUAUUUUGUGCCUUUUGGUUUUGUUUGUUUGUUUGUUUGGAUUUCUCUACAUCAUUCUUCUUCUCUUAGCACAAACCAAGACAGGCCAAGAUUGGCUUUUUUUCUUGGCUGGAGAUGCUCCAUGUUGAUGUGGAGACAAAGAAAGAGCCCCAUUCAUGCAGCUUAGUCUUAGCAUCCUUUGCUCCUGUGCAUUAGUACAGUAUAUUACUGUUGCCAUAGGAAUGUGUUAAAGAUUGUGGAUCCUUCCAGUAGCAUCACCUGCCUGAUCAGGUAUUCAUCAGAAGAAUGAAAAAGGGAAUGGAAAAAGAAGUCUAAAGGAGAGGCUGGCUCCUCUUGAAUCCCCCUGCAGAAAGGAAGAGAUGGGAAAAUGAUCUCCUGGAGAAGCAAAAGUGUUCAUUCCAUGGGUGCUCCCCUUGUCAGUGAUUCACAGCUGAACAUUCUGCCUUUGGAUUUUUGUGUUUACUCAGUGCAUUUACUCAUAGAGGAUCUAACAUGGAGGUGCUGAACCAGCAGCAACAUCUUCUUCCACAGCAGAAACCAACGGGUA
Messenger RNA from Agelaius phoeniceus (red-winged blackbird), 3114 nucleotides. It is a transcript of the gene FCHSD2, whose product is annotated as FCH and double SH3 domains 2. The record is from RefSeq and is a predicted model, not a curated record. Gene Ontology annotation, biological process: neuromuscular synaptic transmission; regulation of actin filament polymerization. Gene Ontology annotation, cellular component: recycling endosome; neuromuscular junction. Gene Ontology annotation, molecular function: protein binding. NCBI's taxonomy places the organism in Eukaryota, Metazoa, Chordata, Aves, Passeriformes, Icteridae.